Paraphaeosphaeria sporulosa is the source of this 1085-nucleotide messenger RNA. RefSeq lists its product as uncharacterized. The record is from RefSeq and is a predicted model, not a curated record. Bases 80 to 853 code for a protein of 257 amino acids. NCBI's taxonomy places the organism in Eukaryota, Fungi, Ascomycota, Dothideomycetes, Pleosporales, Didymosphaeriaceae. Gene Ontology annotation, molecular function: procollagen-proline 4-dioxygenase activity; L-ascorbic acid binding; iron ion binding. The transcript is spliced from 2 exons. Gene Ontology annotation, biological process: peptidyl-proline hydroxylation to 4-hydroxy-L-proline. Gene Ontology annotation, cellular component: endoplasmic reticulum.
GCGAGAAGCCUUUAAAGUCCCACGGAAACACCUCUACGUCUUUUAAAAAAUAAUAAUAAAAGCCCAAAUUACUAUUAGUAUGGCGUCACACAAGCUACCAGAGGGCUUCCUCUCCGGCCCAGCGCCCGCCCUCAAAAAGACGACCAUCGACUUCGCCAAAGAAGGAAUCCCCGCAUACGCCGGCAUGUACGCCGUCGUACUCGAUGGCUUGCUAUCCUCUGAAGAGUGCAGUCAACUAAUCUCCCUCGCCGAAGCCACGACCGCCGGCCGGUGGGAACGCGCGAUGAUCAACGUCGGCGACGGGCAGCAAGAGCUGUACGAAGAAGUGCGCAAGUGCGGCCGUAUCAUCUGGGACAGCAGGGAGCUUAUGGAGAAGCUCUGGGCCAGGAUUCUGCGUGAUGUGCCCGAGAUUCUGGAGAUCAAGGACUGGCCGGAUGUCACGGGGUGGGGGAGGAGGGAUGUUACGUGGGUUGCUACGAGGCUGAAUGAGCGUGCUCGAUUCCUGAAGUACGUUGGUGGAGAGUAUUUUAAAGCGCAUGAAGAUGGCAUGUACAUCACGCCAAUUGGGACUGAGCGGUCGUUCUUCACGCUUCAUUUGUACCUGAAUGACGCUGUUGGAAAAGACGGUAAGGCGCAGCUGAAAGGCGGCGCGACGACGUUUCACAAUCGGUUUAUGGACCCGGAACUGGAUUUGCACGUCCUGCCGAAGUGUGGGCGUGUGCUGAUCUUUCAGCAUGAAGGGCUUCUUCACUCUGGACAGGACGUUGAACGGGGAACGAAAUACACUAUGAGGACCGACAUCAUGUAUGCUGUAGAAGGUGAGCUUGGAGAGGGACCUGAGGGAGGAUGGUGAAGAGGUGUGUCAGUGUCGCCGACUGCACGUGAAUUAUAUCUUGUACGGAGCGGUCUAUCUACUUUUGAUCUUCCCUAAGUCAGAUAACCUAUGCUUCCAGUCGCAUCUGAAAGACUCGGUGGUCUAUCCUCCAUCUUGGUACCCCACUCACUUUCCUCACUCCCGAGAACUAGUUCGAGCGUCCACCCCUCGGUGAAGAACUCGUGUCCUAUCCAGUUCUUGCUGUAGUCCU